Molecule: messenger RNA, 5020 nt
Organism: Labeo rohita (rohu)
Lineage: Eukaryota; Metazoa; Chordata; Actinopteri; Cypriniformes; Cyprinidae
Exons: 3
Coding region: 31-4989 (1652 amino acids)
Source: RefSeq, a predicted model, not a curated record
UGUGCCUUCAAUUCAACUAACGGUUUAUACAUGCAGCAGCAAGCUACCUCCUCGGCAGUUGGCCAAAAUAAUUUGCAACAGUUUACAAGAAGUCUUAACGAAGCUAGAAUAAAUGUGAACACUAGCAACCUUUAUAGCAGACAUCACUACGCAAAUGCUCCUACAAAGAACCCAAGCUUGCCAUCUGACCUAAACUAUUGUCCCCCGACAGAAAACGCACAUUAUGGCCAAAGUAGUUUGGUUGGUGGACAACUUUACCAGUUGUUUGCUGAGAAAUCAAAUAAUGUUAACAUGCAAAUGUAUUCUACAUGUGUACAGAACCUGCAACAGAAUAACGCUGCUCAGAGAGCUGUUGCUGUUGUCACACCAUUGUCUCCGAUAGGAAUAGCCCCCGUUAACGUAUCGGACAGUUCUGCUAAUGUGAAAAUGAACGAAACGUCUGUGCAAGAAACCGUGUACCAUCAGCCAAACAUUCCACAUUCUCUGGUGAACCAAACGGGAGAAACAAAUGACCCAACAAGAGAGAAUCAACGACAGUCAGCAGAGCCAAGGCUGAAUAAUGGACUUUGUAACCAAGUUGGAGCCAGAAGUCCAGUUUUGGCUGAUAAAUCAACCAGCCAAAGUUGCCACACAAGUUCACCACAGUUGGAAAGUGUGGUUGCAGAACAAACCAAGUCCGUUCCAACUCAAAUGCAAAAUGAACCAGCUGAAAAGACAAAUCAAAACUGCACCAUCACCGAUAAGAAAACACUGGACUCCAUUCCAUUUAUUGAAUGGUCAUUAGAUCGAUUGGCGGCCUUAAUAGUUGUGGUUCAGCACAUGGAAGACGGGAAUCAGAAUAAAACUGAUCCUGGGAGGGACAUCUUAAGGCUUUAUUGGAAUGGGGAUCGUAGCAAGUUUUCUGAAGCUGUAGAUAGUGGCAUAUAUCAAAGUAUAAUGGAAGAAGUUUAUGUCUAUUCACCAAUGAAUGAGCCUGUGAUACUAAGGCAAAUGCACCAUGAUGCACGUAGCAAAGUCUUUGACGAUUUUCAUGUUUUAAAUCACAACGAAGAGCCACCGAAGAUGACAUACAAGUCGUCUUGGUUGAAUCUUAAUGAAAACGUUGAUGACAUUGACAAGGAAUGUGGUUAUUCUUGGUUCUAUAGAUCUUCACAAAAUGUCCCAGAACAAGAAGCACCAAGCAAAUUGCAAGAAACCAUUGAAAAGCCAUCACUGAUUAGGUAUAAACAAUUACCAUCAGAGGUGGAGAACGUAGUACCAGCAAACAAACCAACACCAAACAAUGAGAGUCUAUGUGAAAAUGUGCCUGUUUCAUUUAAUGGACAAUCUCCAUCUGUGCCUGACAUCAACUGUUCACCAAAGCAUGAUUAUCAGGUUGCAGGACUAACCAACAGUCAACCAAUUAUUACAAAUUCUCUGGAGGCCACUGUUGUGAAGGGUUUGGAUAAACAAGAUGUCCCGAAUGGAACGGCGAGUUCGGCUAACCAAUUUGGAGCCAAGAGUGUUGUGUCGGCCAAAUCAACUAGCCAAAGUGACUACACAAACUCGCCAAAGCCCAUUCAUGUGGUUGCAGAAGAACAGGAGAUUGUUUUAUCUUCUCAAAUGCAAGUUGGAUCCAGUGAAAAAAUGCUUGGCAAUGACUGUGUCAUCCUUGAUAAGAACGUGAGAUGUGAGACCUUCCCGAAACCUGGUCAAGAACUGCCUGUGCACGUGAAUGAAAUGGAGACUAACAAGAUGGAUGCUUCAGCCGCUAAGAUGAAUGUUCUCCCUCAUGAAUCGGCUAGACCGUGCUUUGCUAAUGAGAUAAAAGAACGUAACGGUGUUGCAUUUCCAGACAAGCACAAGGCGUCUUUGUUGAACACACCCCCAGUACUUGACAAAAUCUCAACGGAAGAACAAAUAAGAAGGCAGAUGCUCGAGGGUAAGGCCAAAAAUUCAGCAUCCAUGGUUCUAGCAUCGCUCUCAGCCCGUUAUAAAUCAUCUGUCGCUGAACAUAAUCAGAUUACUGACAAAGUACGACAAGAUAAACAAAUAUCCUUUGAGAAUAGGAGUCGCGAACAAUCUCCUGUUGCCUUGAAUGCUCAGUCUCCACCAGUGAUUGAUAACUUGUCUCCUCUGCUUACUGAAGAGCAAACCAACUGUCAGCCAAAUACUGUUAAUCCACUGAAGGGCAUGACAAAUCUGGUGAAGACGUUGGAAAAACGAAAUGCUUCUUUAAGAAUGUAUCAAAAAUGUAUAGAAAAACGUGUUGGUUUGAAAAAGCGUAAACAGUCAUCUACAACGUCAAAAAUGGACAGUUUUGGUAAUCGUGUUGGAGCCAGUAGUCCCAUCUUGAUUGAUGACUCGUCCAGCCAAAGUGACUGCACAAUCGACACACCGACGCUUAGUCCUGAUCCACAACCUUGUCUUUCUGUACAAACAAAUGAACAGAAGAUUAAGAUGGAUGGUUCAUCUUCUGUUAAGCUUGAUGUACUCACUCAGGAAUUGGCCAAACAAUGCUUUGCUGAAGAUGAAGACAUUGCUGCAACACCAAAGACUCCAACAUUAAGGCUGGAUGACCCUUUUUGUAAUCGAGCCAAUGAUAAAUCAGACAAUGCAAAUCCACCAAAACUUUAUCCAGUGGUCACAGGACCAUCUCAAACCCAAAAUGAAUUUGAUGAAGAAAUGCCUGAAAUUGACUGUGUACUCCCAAAUGAGACUCUAAGAUGCGAGACCAAUCCAAAACCUAGUCAAGAACGUCCUGUGAACAUGAAUGAAGAGGAAGAUGUCGAGAUGGAUGCGUCAGCUUUUAUUAAGAUCAAUGUUCUCACUCAGGAAGUGGCUAAGCAAUGCUUUGCUGGUCAGUUAGUGCAGACUAGUGGAUCAGUCAGCCCAGUUGACCAUGCAAAUCCACCGAUGCUUCAUCCUGUGCUUGCAGAACUAUCUCGAGUGCAACCAGAUGAAGAAAUGCCUGAAAUUGACUAUGUACUCUCGGAUAAGAGAUGUGAGACAGAUCCAAAACCUGGUCAAGAACUUACUGUGGAAAUGAACGAAGGGGAGAUUGUCAAGUUGGACACUUCAGCUUGUAUGAAGAUUAAUGUCCUCCCUCAUGAUUUGGCUAAGCAAUGCUUUGGUGUUCAAAUGAUGGAAGAUGAAGACACUUUUGCACCACCAGAGAAUUCACCCAAAUCAACAAAUGUACGGAUAAACACAGGGAGGUUGGAAGAGACUGAUGGAGCUAAAAGUCCAAUGUUGACUGCUGGAUCAGCGAGCAAAAGUAGCUGUGCAAGUCCACCAAAACUCAAUCCUGUGAUUGAAGAACCAUCUCAAAUGCAAAAUAAGUUCAAUGAAGUAAUGCCUGAAAUUGACUGUAUGCUCAAAUAUGAGAUCAUAAAAUCUGAGACUGAUCCAAAAGCUAGUCAAGAACUUCCUGUGAUCAAGAGUGAAGAGGUGACUGAGAAGAUUGGCAGUUUAGACUCUAUUAAGAUCAACAUUCUCCCUCACGGAAUGGCUGAGCUAUGGUUUGCCGGCGAGUCUGAAAAUAAGGACUUUCAGAAAGACCUUGCAGUUCGUGUUUCCACUGACGACCAGGUGAAAGCUCAAGUCAUGGAGCUCAAGUCAGAAAAAGAACCACUCCUAGAAGAUGUGAAGCCAAAAGAGAGGAUUGGUGAUGGACUGUUGGAGUCUUACUGUUGUCUUGCUAAAUGGUUUCAAAGUUUAGAAUUUGGAAAAAACUCUUUGUGCACGUGCCAGAUAAAAGCUGAGUUGAAGGAGAAAGAGAUUAAAAUUGAGGCCCACAGCACAAGUUUAGAGGUGCGGCCGACUACAGACAAUCCAGGUGAAUGCGAACAGGUGGAAACGGAAGAUGCUGCUCUUGAAAGAACCGAUGACUCUGAAGUCACAGACGAUUCUGAAGACGAAAACCCAUUGCUGUACGAUCCUACUGCAGACAGGACAAAGAUCAUUAAGGACACUUCAAGUUCUGAAGAGGUGUCCAAGGUAGAGACUGAAACUUCAGAGCAGGAAAUAAAUGAACCGCCCACAAAAUGUGCAACAAAUGAAACGCCUAUGAAUGAGAUGGAGCAAGACAACCCAGAUCCUGAUUUGAAGACUUCUAUAAAUGAGAUUGAGCAAGAUACCCCAGCUACUGUUUUGAAGACUAAUACGGUAUGUCUUGCACUGUUUGGCUCGUCUUCUGGAAAAAGAAACAAACUAAAGCUAAGUAAGAGAACAAAAGAGAAAUUAAGUUGUGAAGAACCUCCAAAAACUCUUCAAGUAACUAUAAGCUCUUACCAGAAGAUUCAAGAUAAGAGCAAGUCCGUGAAGCGCAAAUCUGUGGAAGCAGAUAAUGAUGAUGAUAUGGAUAGAAAAGAGAGAAUACAAGGAGCAUCCUUGCAAAACUUGGCUCGGCGUAAAACCUUGCCCUUGGAUCCUGUUUCUGCACUCGACAAAAAUGGACUUUCAUCUACCUCAGUCAGAAAACCACUCAAUCCAAGUGGUAAUGUAAAGAGUGACGUCCGUUUGUCUGAAGGGAAUAAGCGAAAGAGACCACAUAAGCAGAUAACGCAACAAAUUUCUAUGAACAAAUUUAUUAUCAGAGGGAAGACCGUGCCAGCUAAAUUAUUGCAUUCACCCGAGAAUAGUAAAUACGAGUUGGGGAACCCUUCUUUGAUGCCACUGGAUGAAGAUUCUGCUUUGGAGUUCAAAGUAUUGCCAGAGUCUUUUAACUUUGAAGAUGGAGCUGAACUUAACUGCGCUCAAGCCGACAAGUCACAGAGUGCAAAAAAUGGGAUGUCCGAUCAAGGCGAAGAAGCUAAAAGGAUGAAAACUAGCCCUGUGCCAACCCAAGGUGUUUGGAGUUUCAGCCCCUUGAGGAAAAAGCACACUCAACCCAUCCAGGCUGCCGAUGUCUCGGGUUCCUGUAGCCUUUUCCAAGAGUUCAAGAGGAAAUAUCAAAAAAAGAAGGACACUGGCUCCAAGCAGAGCUUGAAUUCCAGUGAAAAAGCUUGAUUUUUUUUCUAUUAAAAUGACAGCAAAUGGG